AUGGGAAAUAUACUAAUGAAAUGCAAAGAUUGUUUUUAAUUCAAUAAACGAAAACAAACAUCUUAAAUAUAAACUCAUUAGUUGGUCAAUUUAUCUAAUAAUCCAGAAGAAGAAACAUAAGGGAAAAUAAAUGCUCAAUAAAUAAGUUAAUUCAAUUUUUAUUAAUUAGGUUUCACUUAAGAUCCAACUUAAUCAAAUGAAAGAACAAUUUCAUAAAUAGAUGAAAAAAAUGAAAAUGAAAUUACACUUGAAACUAUUUCUAAUUAAUAAUUAUCUGCUCUUAGGUCUUCAUAAAUGAAUUCAAAUUAAAAUCAAAAUGAAUAAUAAUAAUUUAUGAUUAAUGAAGAUUGUAAAACUAAUCCAAGUUUAGACUCUCCUUAUCCUCUUUCUUUUAAAGAAGGAGAAUUAAUAACAUUAUCAAGCAUAAAUAAUAUCAAUCAAUAAGAAUUUAAUUAUUAUGCUUAAGAAGCUAUGAAAUAAUUUAUGGAAAAGAUUGAAAUUGAAAAUAAUGAAUCUGGUGAGUAUCUUGUUAAUGGAUAAGAACUUGAUCUAUAUGCUUCACAUCAAAUGAGAAAUAAAAAAAUGUUUUUAAUAAUUAAGUAUUCAUAAAUAUAUCUUAGAUUUUCUUUUGAUCUUAAUACUGAUAUUACAACAUUUUUAAAUUGGUCAAAUGAUAAAAAGUUGUUUGAUUUUGAUUUAAUCAAUACUUAUAAUUUGUAAAAAUUAAAUGAAGAAGAAUAAAUUGGUGAAAUCAUAUUAAAUAGAUAAGGAAUGAUUAAGUAAUAAUAUUUUACUUAUUUAAAAACUAUUAGAAAAAUAGAUGAAGUAUAUUAUAUUGCAUUUUAAUCAAUUAGAUUUGAAGAUAAAUUGUAAUUAAUUAAAUUUUAUAAUUAGUGAAGAAUAUAAAAAGGAAUUUUAAGAAGGUCAUUUAACUUUAGGAGGUUUAAAAAUAAGUUAGAAAAAUAAAUCUAGUUUAAUUAUAAAAGGAUAUAUUGAUGUAGAUUUAGGAAUUAAAGUGGGAUUUCAUUUAACAUUAAAAACUAUUAGAGAUAAAGUUGUUACCUCAAUAACUAAAUUAAGAGAGUUGUUUAUUUGA
Molecule: messenger RNA, 1096 nt
Organism: Paramecium pentaurelia
Lineage: Eukaryota; Ciliophora; Oligohymenophorea; Peniculida; Parameciidae
Source: the annotation of a GenBank genome assembly